AUGGGGAAUGGCAUGCUUGUGUUUCCUGUGGAGGGGGUUGAUAAAGAUGAUAACUCUGUCUCCAUGAUCGUGCAUUCGACGGAUAACGGCAGUAUCUGGACGCUCUGUGAAGACAUUUCCCCUGCGAAAUGCGGUGCACCCCGCGUCACCGAGUGGGAGGGAUCACUUCUCAUGAUUGUUGACUGCAAGGAUGGCCAGAGGGUGUACGAGUCGUGUGACAUGGGGGCAACGUGGACGGAGGCCAUCGGGACACUUCCAGGCGUGUGGACCAAGUCACAACCGGGAGACUAUCAGGAUGUAAGCUUGCGUGUGGAUGCCCUCAUCACCGCGACCAUUGGGGGAAGGAAACUCAUGCUGUACACCCAUAAAGCUAGCCAUCCCUUGGAAGCGAGUGAACCCAAUGCGCUCUGCCUUUGGGUCACGGACAACAACCGCACUUUUUCUGUUUGGCCGGUUGCCGUGGACAAUAAUAAGAAUUGGGAUCUCGCCAGCAACCUGCCGUACUCGGAUGGUGCGUUGCACCUUUUAAAGGAGAGGGCCAAUGAAAAAGGCAGAGCCAUUUCACUUGCCCGCCUGACUGAGGAGCUGAAGACGAUCAAGUCUGUCCUGAGGACUUGGGCACAGUUGGAUGCCUCCUUCUCCGCUUCUUCCACACCCACGGCUGGUCUGGUGGCAGUUUUGUCCAAUACGUCGUCCGGUGGUGACACGUGGAUCGACGAUUACCAUUCUGUGAAUGCAACGGUGAGGAAUGCGGUGAAGGUCCAUGACGGGUUCAGAUUCAUGGGGUUUUGGUUCCGGGGCGAUAUGGCCUGUGAACCAUCGGGAGAGCAAUGGGCCGCACACUUUUGUAAAUUACAAUUUUACUCUUGUGGCGACGGUGAUCGUCCACAAAGUUCCGAAGAUCAGCACUACUUUGCUGGGCGCGGUGCUGGCCGAACCCAUCAGCACGCUCUUCAUUGGGCUGUCGUACGGCGCGGACGGUACGUGGGAGACAGUGUUCAACGGCGAGACAACGAAAUCAGGCAGCACUUGGAGGCCGGGGAAAGAAUACCAGGUGGCGAUCAUGCUGUAGGACGGCGGCAAGGGCUCCGUGUACGUGGAUGGUGUGAUUGUGGGGAGCCCGGAGACGCUACCGACACCUGA
Trypanosoma cruzi is the source of this 1143-nucleotide messenger RNA. RefSeq names its product trans-sialidase, putative. The coding region runs from base 1 to 1143 and encodes 380 amino acids. The record is from RefSeq and is a predicted model, not a curated record. NCBI's taxonomy places the organism in Eukaryota, Euglenozoa, Kinetoplastea, Trypanosomatida, Trypanosomatidae. The transcript has a single exon. Gene Ontology annotation, molecular function: exo-alpha-sialidase activity.